UUGCCAUCAUGGAUGCUCUGGAGAAAGCAAAUGGCACUUUUGCCUUAAACCUUUUGAAACUAUUCGGUGAAGAUGGCUCCAAAAAUGUAUUUUUCUCACCCAUGAGCAUCUCCUCAGCCCUGGCCAUGGUCUUUAUGGGAGCAAAGGGAAGCACUGCAAGCCAGAUGAUUCAGGCACUUUCUUUGGAUAAAUGCAGCAGCAAUGGUGGUGGAGAUGUCCACCAAGGCUUCCAGUCACUUCUCAAGGAAGUGAACAGGACUGGCACGCAGUACUUGCUCAGAACAGCCAACAGGCUCUUUGGGGAAAAGACCUGUGAUCUUUUAGCAUCCUUUAAAGAUUCCUGCCGCAAGUUCUAUGAAGCAGAGAUGGAAGAGCUGGACUUUCAGGGCGCCACAGAGCAGUCCCGACAGCACAUCAACACCUGGGUGGCCAAAAAGACUGAAGAUAAAAUCAAAGAGCUGCUGUCCCCAGGAACAGUGGAUUCAGACACUCUGCUGGUCCUUGUGAAUGCCAUCUACUUCAAGGGAAACUGGAAGGAGCAGUUUAACAAAGAGGACACCAGGGAGAUGCCUUUCAAAGUCAGCAAGAAUGAGGAGAGACCUGUGCAAAUGAUGUUUAAGAAGUCUACCUUCAAGAUGACCUAUAUUGGAGAGAUAUCCACCAAGAUCCUGAUGCUUCCCUAUGUCGGCAAUGAGCUGCACAUGAUCAUCAUGCUUCCAGAUGAGCACGUUGAACUGAGCACGGUGGAAAAGGAAAUAACUUACGAGAAAUUCAUAGAGUGGACGAGGCUGGACAAGAUGGAUGAAGAAGAGGUGGAGGUUUUCCUUCCGAGGUUUAAGCUGGAGGAGAACUAUGACAUGAAGGAUGUGCUGUGCAAGCUGGGCAUGGCGGAUGCCUUUGAGCCUGACAGGGCAGACUUUUCUGGAAUGUCUGCCCAGAAGGGCAUGUCUUUGUCCAAGGUUGUACAUAAGGCCUUUGUGGAGGUCAAUGAGGAGGGCACAGAGGCUGCGGCUGCUACAGCUGCCAUCAUGAUGAUGAGGCUUGCCAUCAUGGAUGCUCUGCAGGAAGCAAAUGGCACUUUUGCCUUAAACCUUUUGAAACUACUGGGUGAAGACAGCUCCAAAAAUGUAUUUUUCUCACCCAUGAGCAUCUCCUUAGCCCUGGUUAUGGUCUUGAUGGGGGCAAAGGGAAGCACUGCAAGCCAGAUGAUUCAGGCACUUUCUUUGGAUAAAUGCAGUGGCAAUGGAGGUGGAGAUGUCCACCAGGGCUUCCAGUCACUUCUCAAGGAAGUGAACAGGACUGGCAUGCAGUACUUGCUCAGAACAGCCAACAGGCUCUUCGGGGAAAAGACUUGCGAUGUCCUAGCUUCCUUUAAAGAUUCCUGCCGCAAGUUCUAUGAAGCAGAGAUGGAAGAGCUGGACUUUCAGGGCGCCACAGAGCAGUCCCGACAGCACAUCAACACCUGGGUGGCCAAAAAGACUGAAGGAAAAAUUCCAGAACUGUUGUCAGGUGACUCAGUUGAUCCAGAGACCAGGCUGAUUCUUGUCAAUGCCUUAUAUUUCAAAGGAAAGUGGCAUCAAGCAUUUGAGAGAGGAAACACCAGGGAAAUGCUAUUUAAAAUAAACGAGAAGGAAAAGAGGCCAGUGCAGAUGAUGUAUCAGGAAAAAACAUUUAACCUCGCCUAUGUGGAGGAAGUACAGGCAGAAAUACUGGAGAUUCCCUAUGAGAGCAUGGAGCUGAGCAUGUUCAUCCUGCUCCCAGAUGAAGGUGUGGACCUCAGCAAGGUGGAAAAUAAUCUCACCUUUGAGAAGUUAACAGCCUGGACCAAACCUGGUUCUAUGAAGAGCACUGAGAUUGAGGUGUACCUCCCAAAAUUCAUACUGCAACAGGAUUAUGACAUGAGAUCCAUCUUUCAACAGUUGGGAAUGGUGGAUGUCUUCCAAGAAGGCAGAGCUGACUUAUCAGCAAUGUCUCCAGAGAGGGGUCUAAGUGUGUCCAAGUGUCUUCACAAGAGUGUGGUGGAGGUCAACGAGGAAGGCACAGAGGCUGCAGCAGGGUCAGCCACAGAUUGUAUCCUCCUUUGUGCUGGCCCAGUGUUCUAUGCUGACCACCCCUUCCUUUUCUUCAUCAGGCACAACAAAACCAACAGCAUCCUGUUCUGUGGCAGGUUCUCAUCUCCAUAAAGGCACAUUUACAAUGUAGGGCGC
This is a messenger RNA of Acomys russatus (golden spiny mouse), 2207 nucleotides long. Its product is annotated as serpin B6. The transcript has 12 exons. Gene Ontology annotation, cellular component: cytoplasm. Gene Ontology annotation, biological process: negative regulation of endopeptidase activity. Gene Ontology annotation, molecular function: serine-type endopeptidase inhibitor activity. The coding region runs from base 9 to 2183 and encodes 724 amino acids. NCBI's taxonomy places the organism in Eukaryota, Metazoa, Chordata, Mammalia, Rodentia, Muridae. The record is from RefSeq and is a predicted model, not a curated record.